CUGUCAGCUGCCGUCGCCGGCCGCUGCUUGCUUUGCGCUUUGCUUUCAGCUCUUUUUGCUUCUUGUCUAAUAAUAAUAAAAAGAAAAAGCGUGCAAAAAGCGAAUACACGACGACGGCAACGUUUAGCGAUAAACGCGCAUUUAACGCACUCCACUCCAACCACAACCACAUCGACGUUGCUCAAGGAGCAGACCAGCACAGUUAACAGUUAGCAAGUGUCAGUUGUAAAGCUUCCACUUUAACGUAACUUUUUUUUAUUGUGUGUGCGUUCGCUCUGUGCUCAAUUACUUAAUCUCAAGUAUAAAUACACACACGAUUAGAUUUCGUGACGAAAUUCGAGUGUUAAAAAAACUAGUGACAAUCACAACAAUUCAGUAGGAACGCAAACGGGAAUAGGAUGAAAUCGAUUUUGAUAACCGGCUGCAAUCGAGGCCUCGGCUUGGGCCUCGUCAAGGCGUUUAACUCGUUGCCGGAGCCGCCGCAGCAUCUUUUUACCACCUGCCGCAAUUUAGAGCAGGCCACAGAGCUUACUGAACUGGCCAAAAAGCAUUCGAACAUACAUGUGCUUGAGAUUGACCUAAAAAACUUUGACGACUAUGACAAACUGGUGGGUCAAAUUGCUGAUGUUACCAAAGAUGCUGGUCUCAACGUGCUCUUCAACAAUGCUGGUGUUGCCACAAAGUCGGUGCGUCUUGGUGCCACCAAGCAGCAGGAUCUGCUCGAUACGCUUCAGACGAACACUGUGGCGCCCAUAAUGCUGAGCAAGGCCUGUUUGCCGCUCUUGAAGAAGGCCUCGCAGGCCAAUGAGGAGCAAAAAAUGGGCGUGGGACGGGCGGCCAUCAUCAAUAUGAGCUCAAUACUUGGUUCGAUACAGUCGAAUGUGGAGGGCGGCAUGUAUGCGUAUCGCACUUCGAAGGCUGCCCUAAAUGCGGCCACCAAAUCGAUGAGUAUCGAUCUGCGUGACCAGAAGAUACUCUGCAUUAGCCUGCAUCCGGGUUGGGUGCGCACGGACAUGGGAGGUGGCAAUGCGCCCCUUGAUGUGACCACAAGCACCGACCAAAUCGUUGAGACUAUUUGCAAGUUGAAUGAGUCUCACAACGGUGGCUUCUAUCAAUACGAUGGUGCUCAACUGCCCUGGUAAGUGCAA
This is a messenger RNA of Drosophila nasuta, 1148 nucleotides long. RefSeq names its product SDR family oxidoreductase sniffer (gene sni). The transcript is spliced from 3 exons. The coding region runs from base 399 to 1142 and encodes 247 amino acids. Gene Ontology annotation, molecular function: carbonyl reductase (NADPH) activity. The record is from RefSeq and is a predicted model, not a curated record. Gene Ontology annotation, cellular component: cytoplasm. NCBI's taxonomy places the organism in Eukaryota, Metazoa, Arthropoda, Insecta, Diptera, Drosophilidae.